CAUGAGUCAAAAUUUCAAGUUCAUACAAUUCGGAAGACUGGCUACGUGUUGUUUUAUCUUAUUGAUGACAUAUAGUACGUGAUGUGGACUAGGUGACGGAUGUUUCCCGGAUUUCUUAGUUGAUUCGACCCUUUUUGAAUAGUAUUUUCAAGCAUCUCAAGUGAAAAUGUGGAGUGUUCAGUAUUAUAUUUUCUUAGCCUCUUUCGUGACAUUCGCGUUAGGCAGCCACUGGGGAUAUUCAGCUGAUUUUUAUAAUAAACUUUGUCCGAGUCUCGUCAGAAGUGAACAGCUAGAAUGUGGGGUGUAUCCCACGCACCACGUAGAAACUGAAUAUGAAAAGGCAACUUUUGGAAUGGGCUGCUUCUGGGGAGCAGAGUGUCUAUUCGGCGCUACUCUGGGUGUUUUGAACACAAGAGUUGGAUAUUCUGGAGGAACCACCCCUAAUCCAAAGUAUAGAAGUUUGGGCGAUCAUACUGAAGUCGUCGAGCUUCACUACGACCCCAAAGUCGUAAAGUUCGAGGACCUCCUUGAGCUCUUCUGGAACAACCACGAGUAUGGACUAACAACAAAAAUCAAGAAGCAAUAUGCUUCCUUGAUCCUCUACCAUACCGACAAGCAACGUGAAAUCGCUGAAAAGUCAUUGAAACAGGAACAAGAGCGUCGAAACCCUGAGGUCAUUACAACAUUGAUAGUUCCUGCCAGUGAAUUCUAUCCCGCUGAAGAUUAUCACCAGAAAUAUCGCCUGCAAUCCCAUAAAGAUUUAGCUGAAUCACUUGGUAUGACACCAGAACUGCUACAAACAUCCUACGUUGCGGCGAAGUUGAAUGGCUACUUAGUAGGCGUCGGGGGUGUAGAACAGUUCCAAAAAGAGGCUGACAAUUUUGGACUGACACCUUCACAAAAGGAAUAUGUAAGACAUCACGUUGAGGAGAACGAAGGUGGCGGUUUGUUCUGCUGACGACGCCAAAAGACCUGUAACGUAAAACUCAAGAAAUAUACGGAGAAAUGAGGGAGCUGUGAACGAAUGUGUGGAUAUCUGAGGAGUGAACGUUAGCGGAAGAAUCGGUUGAUUUGAUUUCAAAAAUUUUAAAUAUCCUUUUUUUUUGUAAAGAAGAAUUUUGAAGGAAUGCAGUGAAAUUAUUAGAUUUACUAGCAAAAGAGACUACUAGGAGUAAGUAGUUGAGAAUUGUAUUGUUUGUAAGGUACCCAAUUAUUGUAAA
Molecule: messenger RNA, 1220 nt
Organism: Hermetia illucens (black soldier fly)
Lineage: Eukaryota; Metazoa; Arthropoda; Insecta; Diptera; Stratiomyidae
Gene: MsrA
Product: peptide methionine sulfoxide reductase
Exons: 4
Coding region: 167-958 (263 amino acids)
Molecular function (GO): peptide-methionine (S)-S-oxide reductase activity
Source: RefSeq, a predicted model, not a curated record